UUUGUGCGAAAAUCAAAAACAAAACAAUAUGCUCGUAUGUCUGUCAGCAUUGUUGAAUCGGUCGAAAUUCAUGUCCCUUGCACUAUGGACCGACGAGAUAUUUCAAGAAGACGGCCAAUGCUUCAGCUAGACCAACCAAUAUCAUCAAUCAGAGCUAAAAACAAAGCUACCGAUGAAGCUAAAAAACGUCAAGAAUCGAAGAACAUGCUACAAGAGCUUCUCGGAGAUUAUAGCGAAAGUGAUGAUGAGAACGAUGAAGAAGGAUCACAGAUUGAGAAUCCAUCAAAGGAGAAAUCACCAUCCGAUUCUUUCAACUCUUCAAAUAAUCAAUCGGACAUUCAGAAAUCAACAUCAGAUUCCCACCUGCCAACAAAUUCUCUGUUAAAUUCUGAAAAUUCGGUCGAGAUGGAUCAAUCUGAGGAUAGCAUCGAAGCAGCAUUGAAAAACUUUUUGUCCGAAAUUAAUGCGUUACCUAUUACUUCUAUCGAUAAGGAUUCUACUACGGAAAAAUCCAAUGAAAAGUCUGUUAAAAAUAUUUUACCAAUGGAAAAAGAUCAAAUUAUUUCACAAGUCACGCGCCCAGAAGGCAGCUGGCAACGAAAUUGGCACCAGGAAGAAAAACGUUACUACUAUUACAAUGAUAAAACCGGUGAAACACGUUCGGAUCUUGAUAUACCAACAAGUGUUUUGGGCGUUUCUUUAAUAUCACGUACAGAUGGAGAAACAUACGAUAUUUUUGAUUCAAUAUCAUCUAAAGAAGAUCCAAAUCGGGAAGUUGAUAUCCAAAUACUUUCCAAUAAUACA
Scutellospora calospora is the source of this 804-nucleotide messenger RNA. NCBI's taxonomy places the organism in Eukaryota, Fungi, Glomeromycota, Glomeromycetes, Diversisporales, Gigasporaceae. The record is from the annotation of a GenBank genome assembly.